AUGUUGGAUUUCCAUAGGGAAUCACCCCCAGGAACUCCAACUCUAGGGCUAGGAGAAACCAUGUCCAUCUCUGGAGACUCUGAGCUAGAGCUUGAUGAAGUGGACCAACAUCUAGAGUUUAGGAAAACUCAUCAACAAGAGUUCCAGAUUGCAUGGAUGAAUAAACUAGUUCAGGCUAGGCUAGCCCUAAAUGAGGCUAUCAGUCUGGGUGGCUCCCAGGAUCCAAGAGGAGCAGUACUGCAUGAUGUUACUUGCACUCUUAAUGACAUGCUUCAUGCUCAAGCUGAAGGGUUUGAAUACCUUCCUAGGGCCAAAAAGGGGACCCCUGACUCCCCAGUCAUCCAUCAACUUCAUGAAGAUAUGAAGAGCAUUCACCAAAAGCUGGAUUCCUUGAUGAAUCAGGAUAGAAAGAAAGUGCCAGAUGUUCCUGCAUCUACCUAUACCAAGGUUGCUCAGGCCUCUAUGGAUCAUACAGUCUCAUCCCAGGCUCAUCAGCCAAGUCCAAAGGUGGUCAUUCCAGUGAGAAAGGAUCUAAAUCUCCAGGAAUUCACUGCUAUGGAGAAGAUAGAAGAUUGA
Aspergillus glaucus CBS 516.65 is the source of this 576-nucleotide messenger RNA. RefSeq lists its product as uncharacterized. The record is from RefSeq and is a predicted model, not a curated record. The transcript has 2 exons. The coding region runs from base 1 to 576 and encodes 191 amino acids. NCBI's taxonomy places the organism in Eukaryota, Fungi, Ascomycota, Eurotiomycetes, Eurotiales, Aspergillaceae.